AUUGAAAAUAAGAAUUUGUUCAUAACUCACUUGCCUAGUUAAAUAAAGGUAAAAUAAAAUAAAAAAGAGUACAAGCAGAAGUUUGGCUUUGACCUUUUCAUCAGCAGCAACGCUUCUACAUCUGCAUAGCUUGCUGUUUUGGGUUUCUGUAUAACACUUUGUGACAUCUGCUGAUGUAAAAAGGGCUUUAUAAAUACAUUUGAUUGAUUAAUUGAAUACUUUCUGGAUCGCUUCUACAGCAUAAGGAUAUCCUUCCGCAUGCUCAUCAACCAGCACUGUAAGUACACAUCACCAGCCAAUAAGCAUGCACAGUACUGUGGGCAUUUUAUAUGUGCGUGUCAGAAGUUCAGUCUAAAAUCGUUCACUUAUAGUGGAUGUUAUGACUUAUAGUGGAUGUCAUGACUUAUAGUGGAUGUUAUGACUCACAGUGGAUGUUAUGACUACAGUGGAUGUUUUGACUUAUAGUGGAUGUUAUGACUUAUAGUGGAUGUUGAUGAAGAUCUUGAUAAGAUGAUACUUUCUGUUACAGCACUCAUUUUUGGUGAUGACAGGAACCACCUCCCAUCCCAAGCACAUUGGAAGUAUUGAUCCUACCUGCAACGUCCCUGAGGUGGUGAAAGCAUAAGGAUAUCCUUCCGCAUGCUCAUCAACCAGCACUGUAAGUACACAUCACCAGCCAAUAAGCAUGCACAGUACUGUGGGCAUUUUAUAUGUGCGUGUCAGAAGUUCAGUCUAAAAUCGUUCACUUAUAGUGGAUGUUAUGACUUAUAGUGGAUGUCAUGACUUAUAGUGGAUGUUAUGACUCACAGUGGAUGUUAUGACUACAGUGGAUGUUUUGACUUAUAGUGGAUGUUAUGACUUAUAGUGGAUGUUGAUGAAGAUCUUGAUAAGAUGAUACUUUCUGUUACAGCACUCAUUUUUGGUGAUGACAGGAACCACCUCCCAUCCCAAGCACAUUGGAAGUAUUGAUCCUACCUGCAACGUCCCUGAGGUGGUGAAAGCCAAGGACCCUUCCAAGGCUAUCCAGGUGGUUUAUGUGCUAUCUCACCUGUUCCAUAUGCAGGUUGAGCUCUUCAAGGCUCUGUCCAGUGAGUCCUUUGAGCAUCUCCCGGUCUUCAACAAGUCAGCGUGGAGACACUACCAGACCGGCCCUGAGCCAGACGACUGGAGCAACCUGUCCUACAUUUUCCCAUUUUUGAUCUUUCUGCCCGCCCUGACCCUGAGCCUGCCGUCCUUUACCUUUGCCCCACUACUCUGGAUUACCAACCUCUGCCUGACCUGACCCUGAGCCUGUCUG
Molecule: messenger RNA, 1297 nt
Organism: Oncorhynchus kisutch (coho salmon)
Lineage: Eukaryota; Metazoa; Chordata; Actinopteri; Salmoniformes; Salmonidae
Product: pyruvate dehydrogenase (acetyl-transferring) kinase isozyme 3, mitochondrial-like
Exons: 5
Coding region: 926-1282 (118 amino acids)
Source: RefSeq, a predicted model, not a curated record